Sycon ciliatum is the source of this 3721-nucleotide messenger RNA. Its product is annotated as serine-rich adhesin for platelets-like. Lineage: Eukaryota; Metazoa; Porifera; Calcarea; Leucosolenida; Sycettidae. The transcript is spliced from 16 exons. The record is from RefSeq and is a predicted model, not a curated record. Gene Ontology annotation, cellular component: nucleolus. Gene Ontology annotation, molecular function: mRNA binding. The coding region runs from base 269 to 2890 and encodes 873 amino acids.
GCUUGCUUGGAAUCGUGAUCAGAUACAAAAUCCUUCCUGGUAUGAUCUGCUGUUUUGUCAUUUCUUUCUCCACGAAGCCGUGCCUGUACUAGCUAUCUCAAGGUCCCCGCGUACUUCUUUCUCGCAAUCUAGAAAUGAAACACAGGGUUUUGGAAGAGGCAUUUGACUUUCUUUGCUCGUGUCGUGAAUGUAAUUUUUAGACCUGUUUGCCUGAAUUGGAAAUUACGAUUGGCUUUUUUGUCGCCUGUUUGGGUUGUUUGCAAUAAUAAUGGCAAGCGAAGCUCGACUUCACGUAGGUGGGCUCUCAGAAAGUGUGAAGGAAGCAGAAUUGAGCCAACACUUCUCUUCUCACGGCACCGUGAAGAACGUGUGCAUGGUGAAGCGAGAAGGCCUACCUGGAACCGAAGUGAAGGUUUUCGCGUACGUCACACUGCAGAACACGCCGCAAGCUAUCAACAAGUGCAUAGCCAGCUUGAACAAGAAGAAGUGGAAUGGCAGCACUCUGACCGUUGCCAGAGCCAAGGAGUCUUACGUAGAGCGAAUUCGUCGACAGCAGGCUGAGGAAGAGAAGGCUGAACAAGCCAAGAAAGCAGCUGCUGCUGCAGCUUUGACUAGCGGCUGGGCUCGCACCACGAAUGGUUGCCUCGUGCCAAAGUUUCAAGUGCCGGCCAAGGCAAAGUCAUCAGCUGCCCGCGCUACACAUCGCCAGUUCACGGACUCGGAUAUUGAGGCCGAUGUCGGUUGGACCAGCACGACGUCCUCAAUGCUGCACUCCGAAGAUCGCUUGCCAGGUGAACGCCACCGCCAGCAACCAGUGGCAGCAUCAGCGCAAGGGAGCAGCAGUAGCAAGCGUGGCAGGCCUGACGACUCUGACCCGUCUAGUGACUCUCCAACUGCUGCUGCUGCUGUCAGGUCCUCACAGAGCAGCGCUGCAGGUGCUAGUAACCAGCGGGUGAAGUCGGCCGUUAAGCGUCGCAGGCAGCAGGACUCGUCCAGCGAGUCUAGUGACAGCAACAGUGGUACUGGCGGUAGCGACAGUGACUCGGGCAGUGCAUCCUGGCUCACGACUCCCUCGCGACCGGAGCGAGCAGGGCACGGCAAUGAUGCCAACAACGAUGACUCCAGCUGGUUGUUCACUCGCAGUGAUGCGGACGUUGCUGGCAGCAAAGCUGCGGGCACUGACGACAGCUGGUUGAGCCUAGGUGUGCAGCGUGAUCACCGCACUCCUACUACUACUACUACUACUACUGACAGUACCGCCGCUGGUGGUGGGUCUAAAUCUGGGCAGCGUAAGAAGAAGGUUGUGGACAGCAGCAGCAGCAGCGAAAGCAGCAGCAGUAGCAGUAACAGCAGCGAAAGCAGUAGCAGUAGCGACAGCAGUAGCGACAGCAGUAGUGACAGCAGCAGCAGCAGCAGCAGUAGUAGCAGCAGUGACGAUGACAACACUAUCACCAACAAGUCCAAACGUCUGGUAAAACCUGAAGAAAUCUCCUCGAGUAAGACAUCGACUAUUUCUCAGAAGUCUCCGCGUGCCCCUAGUGUGAAACGAGACACCAAGGGUGAUAAUGCUAAGCGUCUUGCUGCUUUGAAUGCCAAGCAAGAGGCAAGCACCCAGGCAUCCCGCUUGAUCUCCGAGUCCCUCAAGGCAGCAAGGCCCAAAUCGAUUAUCUAUUCAAGUGGCAGCAAUAGCAGUAGCAGCAGCAGUAGUAGUAGCAGCAGUAGCAGUAGCAGUGGUGAUGACAAUGAGGACGACAGCGAUGCGGAGCGCUUUGCCAUCAAGCCGCAGUUUGAGGGCAAAGUCGGAGGCAAGUUGCUGCGUCUCCAGCAGCGUGUCGGUGCUGAUGAUCGGUUCAAGAUCGACAGCCGCUUUGCAGAAUCGGACAGUGAAGAUGAAGAAGAUGACGCUGCCAACAAGGAUGAGAUUGGUAAGCAGCUUGAUGAAGAGCGCACGCGCCAACUCUCGCUGCUCUCCAACAUGUUUGGAAAGAGAAUAGCCAUGCGCAAGCCGCCGAUGAAGACAGCAGAUAUCUGGAAUCUCUCUGCCAAGAGAUAUGAUCCGACCAAGCCCGAGUGUGCAGCUCUUGAAAUCGCCCGGCCACAGGCGGUUAAGAAGGCAGCGAAUAUUAGUCUGGACAGAUUCGAUAAUGACGAAGACAGCGAUGGCCUGCCAAGCCGUCACGCAAUCGCGGCAGCCAAGGCUGAUAUCUCACAGGCGCCCGAAGUGUCCUCCGAGCGCUACUUCAAGGCGUCGGACAAGCUCAAGGAUCUGUUUGGCAAGACGGAGGAGGGGGUCGAUGCGGCUGCUACAGGCUCGUUCUCCUUCUCCUUUGCGGGCGGUGAUGAUGCAGCUCCAGCUGCUGGUGGUGAUGCUGGUGAUGCCAGCAACAACAGCAGCAGCAGCAGCAGCAGUGAUUCCGACAGUGAUGACACAAGACACACCGGCUCCACUUUCAACUCAGGAUCUGAUGGUGAGUCCGUUAGUACCACGACUGGUACACAAAAGCAGCAGCGUCAGCGCAAACCCAUGUGGAGACCCGAUGCAGUGAGAGAUACCAGUGAUGAGGAGAGCGAUGAAGAUGUCGGUGUGGACGACAACUCCAUGUCGGCUGACAUUGGUCCUGUUGAAGAUGAGAAGUUUCUCUUCACCCUAAUGAACAGUGAAGCUGUACUGGACCUGUCUCAUGUGAAGGCCGCGUUGUCCAGGUUUAGACGGAAUAACACGGUGGAAGAGAUAGAGGAGCAGUGGAAAGAGAACCGGCAUUUCUUGACCAAGAGUUACAAGCAGAAGCACAAGGAUGCCAUGCGCCAGCAGCGUCGACAGCAGCAUCGCUCCUCUGACCAGGCUGGUGGUGGGGGUGCAGGUACACGCAAGCGAAAGCGUCGUGCCUAAUCAUGGUGAUGUCUCUACUUGCUCCUUCAUUGAGCUGGCGUUACCUGUCAAGUUUCAUGGCGUGCUUUACAGCACGGGUCAUACAGCCCUAAGAAAGGGACACUAUACCCUGAAGCGGAGUCACACAGCCCUGAGAAAGGGACAACGUACCGCGAUCCAGAAUUAUACAGCCCUAUGUCAGGGACCGCAUACCCUGAUCCAGAACAGUGUGUGCCAGCCCUGGUGCCUUUAGAUCGACCUUUACCUUGUCAUGUUGAGUGCCUGCUGCUUUUCUUGAAACUGGAGCAGCGAGGAUGGCCCCACAUGCUUAGCACCCCCCCCCCCCCCCUCCCAUGAGCUUGAGUGAUCUAUGCCUCGUGUACACCUACUGUGAACCUUGCAUAUGUGUGUGUCUGUUUGCUGUAUUGCCAACAGUGCCCAGUGUCAUUGACCUACUGCAGUGAAUAAGGUAUCUGUGCUGUUGAGCUGGCCCAGUCUGCCCCCCCCCCUGCCAUUAAUUUUAUGACUCCCCCCCCCCCCCCCCCGCCAUUAAUUUUAUGAUUAACACUUAUGCGUCUCCGUGCUGUUGAGCUGGUACAGUGGCAGGUGACUUCAAUCAAUGCCCUGUACUGUUGAGCUGGCCAAGUGACUGUAUACCACGCAACCUGCCUUGUGUGUGUGCAUAUGUUGUGUGCAUGCGUGUGACUACAACAAUGCCUGAUAAUAGUGCUGGACUAGACAUACAUCAGGAUAAUUACUUAUUGAGAGAGUUAGCUGGAUUAAAUUUUUUCAGAGAAUGUUAUAGAAUGAUGUAUAUAGAUCUCUUGUGAGAAAGAUAAAUUCGAAAAUCAA